AGUUCUCAAAGGGCAAAUACUAACAAAAGAACUUAUAAACAGAAAGCAAACACAAACAAACGAGAAAAGAAGUUUAGGUUACACUUGAUCUUUGAACCGCAUAUAUGAACUUACAGAUCUUUGUAUAAUAUUGUCAACUCUUGUAGUCCAGAAAUGGCUCUUUAGUUUCUAUUUACUCGAAAUGUAAAUUUCUUCACCACCGAUGUCAUUUGCAUUAGUAUAAAUAAUAAUAUAUAUUUCAUCGGACUACAACUCAGUACAGUACUCACUAAAGCCAUUUUAGUGUGUAUGUCCAUUUUAGUGUGUAUGUAGUUUUACGCACAGCUGUUUGUGAAUUGGUGAUUUCCUCGAGUGAAAUGGUUAUGUUCUUGCCUAUAAAACAAGACUGUGUGCUGGCUACGUGAGACUAGUGCUGAUGUGUAUGACUGCGUGCGUGAGCAACUUCCCUAAGGCUUUUCAUCAAUUAUCCCUCAUACAUGCCUACAUUUGAUCAUCAAGACACAUGUGUAACUUGGAUCUUCACUUCAAUCAAGGCGCCAGGUUAUGGAAGAGGCGACACCGUCAGAUUAGUGUUAGGAUCACUUCUGUAUUCAGACCAAGUACUCGAUUUUGUGAGUGCAAAUGAUUUGAACAGCAAUCCUAAGAGUUUAUCUUGACGUCAAAGAAACUAUAUAGCAGACAAAUUUGUUAUUGUAGAUGCAGUGACACUAUUGACACAUUUGGUAGUUGGUGAGUCUGUGCCAGGCAUCAGCACUAAUCUCUCAAUUACUAAGAUGCUCGACACUAACUGUUGUUGUUAGGUGUGUGCUUGACAAGUAGUCGAGUUGCUCUAUUUAUUCAGUUAGAGACUUGUAGUGUUUGCUUUUAUCCUGAGACGGUCUGACAUGUGCGACGAGCAACUUCCUGCUGUGGUGUUUGACAACGGUACAGGCACAAUCAAAGCUGGAUGCGCCGGCGACGCCCGUCCCCGUGCUGAGUUUCUCUCUGUUGUCGGUCGUCCUUGCCAAGAGUCUCAAAACCGUGCAGAAUGGGUGCGAUCAAAAGAUACAUUCAUUGGAGAAGAGGCGCUAAGCAUCACUGAUCAAAUUCUCGUUAUCAAUCACCCCAUAGAACGUGCAGUUGUGACCAAUUGGGAUAGCCUGAUGAAAAUUUGGGAACACACAUUCUAUGAAGAGCUACGUGUUAGACCAGAAGACCAUCCCAUUCUUGUCACGGAGCCUCCUCGAAAUCCGAAAAGAAAUCGCGAGAAGAUGGCAGAGAUAAUCUUUCAAACAUACAGCAGUCCUUCCUUGUAUAUUGCCAUUCAGGCGGUGCUCUCUCUUUAUGCGUCCGGGCUCACAACCGGACUCGUUCUCGAUUGCGGAGAUGGCGCGUCUGAUGUGGUACCAAUCUUUUCCGGUCACGCUAUUCAUCACGCCAUCUUUCGUCUGGAUGUGGCAGGCGGGGAUGUGACCGACUACCUGAUGAAGAUCCUGAACGAACAAGGGUUUGGGCAAUUCAGGACGGCGAGCGACAGAGAGAUAGUGAGAGAGAUCAAAGAGAAUCUGGCUUACGUCCCUAUUCAUUUUAAAGAUGAGAUGAUUCGCGCCCGCUUCAGACCAGAGGUAGUGGAGCAAAAAUAUAAGCUACCUGAUGGCCAGGAAAUCUUGAUGGGUACCCAGCGUUUUCGUUGCACUGAGCCUCUAUUUCUGCCAUCGGUGUUAGGAGUGGGAUCACCUGGGCUACCGGAGGCUGCAUACAAAGCCGUCACAAAGUGUGAUUUAGAUACUAGGAAAGAACUCUUUUCAAAUGUCGUUGUUUGUGGUGGAACCACAAAUUUACGGGGUUUUAGUGACCGAGUGUAUCACGAGUUACGCAACUUGGCACCAGAGGAGAGGAUUAGGGUCUUGUCUCCUAUCAAACGAAAGUAUAUGGUCUGGUUGGGUGGCUCCAUUCUCGCUUCAUUGUCGUCAUUUAAUGGAAUGUGGAUCAGCAAGAGCCAAUAUGAAGAAGAAGGUCCGUGUGUUAUCUACAAGAAAUGCUUCUGAUAGUUUCAUCUCAUUUAUUAAUUGGUGAUUGGAGACGGUGUGAGGGGUAUACUUUAGAUUGGCGUACUAGUUGGUUUCAGCACUGCAUGAUAAUCAGCUUCAAGUUUGAUCAGAAAUUGGGAUGUACUUGGUUUAUACAUACAGCGUCACAUUUUUGCUGUAACUGCAUGUUGCAAAGAUCUAGAGUUGUUUCAGAAUUUUAGGCAUAUCUUGUAUCUGUUCUAAAACUCCAAGAGUACCAGAAGUACUGUGUACCAGUACUGUGUCUGGUGUAGCAAGACAGGCUCUACAAUCAUAUGCAUAAGUUUGUUUGCAGUACAAAAUUCUGUAAUUUAUGAUUUGUUUAUAUCUGAAACAGUUGACAUACGUAACUGCUGUCUAAUAAAGGGUUGCUGAAAUGUAGCCGAUUGA
Molecule: messenger RNA, 2438 nt
Organism: Corticium candelabrum
Lineage: Eukaryota; Metazoa; Porifera; Homoscleromorpha; Homosclerophorida; Plakinidae
Product: actin-like
Exons: 3
Coding region: 885-2027 (380 amino acids)
Source: RefSeq, a predicted model, not a curated record